CGGUGUUGUUUCCUCUACAAUUGUGUAGUCUUGUUGAAUGGUGCCAUGGAGUUCGAAAUUUGAGCAAGAAUGGAAAUCCUCCGUUCGCAUUGUCGCUCGCGCGUUCACUUGUUGUGCCAAAGAAAGCUAAAACGGCACCGUUCUCGACCUAUCAAACAGAGUGCCCCACCAGUUCGUUUCGUUUUGUCUGUCUUCGUCGCUUGCCCCGCACAGAAAAGCAGAGCAAAGAGCAGAGGCCAGGCCACAAAGAAGAAAAAGAACGGAAGCUUGCGUUAGAUCCAAUAUACAGAGACCGGCAAGCAGCAAACGGAGGGAGGCAGAUCGAUCCUACAACACGCCAUUGACGUUCUUUGGAAACGAAGCAACUUCGCACGGAACGGCCCCCUUUAACACCCGGCGGCGUCUGCGAGAACGGCAGUUGAAAACUCUCAAAUCGGACUAACUGAGAGGAGCUAAUGGUGAGUGAGAGUUGCAAGAGGAGGUGGUGAUUGAUUAUCCCGGGAGGCCUGAAACCAGGGGGUGCGGAUGGAAAAGAACAAGAACCGCACCGAUCUGCUUGCAGCUGGGCGUAAAAGGCUUCAGCAAUUUCGGCAGAAGAAGGAUGUUAAAGGCAGCAGUAGUAAUGCAAAAUCUGGGAAAAAAUCUGGCAAAUCUGAACCCCGGGAAGCUGAUGUUGAUAUGACAUCUAAGGAGCCUGAAUCAGCAGGACUGCAGCAGGUUCUCGAAGAAGAAAAUAUGACUCAUCUGGAUUCAAAUUCAGGAAGUUUGGACUCUUUGCAGAAUUCAGUUGCUACUACUGAUCAUGUUACGGAUGUCAGUCAAUCAGCGAUUUCUCCUGAACUUGAAUUUGUAGAAGAUUGGAUGAUGCCUGCUCAUACAUCUGAGUUGUCUGCUCAGGAUGUGAGAUCUCUUGAUAAUGCUAAUGAUCAUGUCGAGUCCAACAAGAGCACCAUUAUGGCUAUUGAGGAAAGUUCUAUGCCUGUAGUGAUAUCAGAAACUCAGGAUCCUAACAUUGUAAGUGUCAGUACAGCUAGUACUGAUGUUACAAAUGAAAAAAAUAUGGCUGACAAGGAAGAGAAUAAGGACUCAGUGCAAUCAGACGAAGGUGCAUCCACUGUGCCUUUGUUGCCUGAAGGUGAACUUCAGGCAACCAAUGUAGAUGCUGUUAUAACUGAAAAAAAUAUGACUCUUAGGGAGGAGAAUGAGGAGUCAGUGCAAUCAGAAGAAGGUGCUUCCACUGUGCUUACGGGCACGGAAGGUGAACUUCAGGUUACCAAUGUAGAUGCUGUUAUAACUGAAAAAAAUAUGACUCUCAAGGAAGAGAAUAAGGAAUCAGUGCAAUCAGAAGGAGGUGGUUCCACUUUACCUUUCGUGCUUGAAGGGGAACCUCAGAUAACCAAUCUGGGUGCCUCCACAGCUGAAGAAAAUAUGAUGCACAUGGAAGAGAAUGUGCAAUCAGUGCAAUCAGAAGAAGGUGGUUAUGUCCCUUUGGUGCUUGAAGGGGAACCUGAGGCAACUGAUUUAAGUGCCUCCACAACUGAAGAAAAUAUGAUGCACAGGGAAGAGAAUAAGGAAUCAGCGGAAUCAGAAGACGGUGCUUCCACUGCGCCUUUGGUCCUUGAAGGGGAACUUCAGGUAACCGAUGUAGGGGCAAUGCAGGAAGCUCAUGGUUUGGUCUCAAGACAACUUGAUAGUAGUUAUGGGACAAUCCCUAAAAUUGACGGGCAACCUAGUGCAUCUGAAAGCAGUGUACCUGCUGGAACUGUAAAAGGGGAAGCUGGGAUAGAUGUUGGUGUAGAGCAAGCAGUGACCCUGUCAGAAAAGAUUCAUGCUGAUGCAUCUGCACUAACUUUAAGAAUGGAAAGGUCAGAUGGACUCAUGCAGUCUGUUUUACCUGCCUCUGAAGAAUAUUGUACCUCCAGUGCUUCAUCUGUUGUGGACAUGACAGAAAUGCAGUCUCAAUCUGAUCAUUGCAGCAAAGAACAUGAUGGAUCUGAAAGAGAAAAAGAAAAGUCCAUGGGGUUUGUCAACAAAAGGUCUGACAAGCCUCCACCUGAUGGAAAUAUAAGGCCAUCUGAAUCGGGCCCGACCCCGAUCACUUUGGUGCAACUUAUUGAGGCGAUAAAGGGGCUUAAUGAAGAUGAUUUUGGGUUACUAAUAAAGUCAAGAGCUUCAGUAUCUGAAGUGGAGUUAGAUACUGAUGAUUUGACAGGACCACAACCUGGCUAUCAUGCUCAUCUGGAGAAACUCAGUGAGGAGUUGUUUGUUGCCAGUUGUAGAAGUGAUAUCUUUCACCUGCAACUUUCUGAGCAGCUUGAUUUGCAAAAUGAAAACGAUCGCCAAUUUUUGCAAUUGAAUGAAGAAAUAUCAAGAAUGAGGGCCUCAGUCAAGGAAGCUCAUGCUAAGAAUGAUAACCUUUUUCAGGAGCUCUCAGCUUGUAGGUCUGACCUCAAUGAUGCUGUUGGCAGCAAGGCAGAGCUUCAAAGUCAAUUAGAAGCAUCCAAGGCAGAGGUUGAUGAAGUUUCUGCAAGGGCAAAUAAAUUGCAGAGUAGUCUGGAAAGCUCAGAAUCAGAUUUAUUAACUGUUUCCAAGGAGUUGGCUCAUUUGAAGGACUUGGCAGAAUCACUGAAAGUUGAAAGCAGCGAGUUAAAUGAAUCUCUUGCUUCAGCUACAGAUGAGAGGAGGAGUCUAAGUGACGAAAAAGAAUUCCUUCUUCAGGAAAAUGCUAAGCUGUUGAGGGAGUUAGACAUGUCCAAGAACGUGAUUGCUGCUUUGAAUAUUGAAAUUUCUGAAUUGAGUGGCAAUCUUGUUUCUGUGGCAGACGAGAAAAAGAAGCUUGAAGAAGAGAAGGUGCGCUUAGUUGCCUUAAGGGUGGAAAACACUGACUUGAAUGAGAACCUUGUGCUGUUAAAAGAGCAGCACAAGAAAUUAGAAGAUGACAACAUGAAUAUGAUCCACGAAAAUGAGGGACUUCGAUCUGAGGUUCUUGGGCUCCAUGCGACGUUGUCAAAUCAUCAGGUGGAACACAUGCAAUUAGAAGCUGAAAUGCAAGAAAUGGCUUUGCGCCUUGAACAACUAGCAACAGAAAACAAGAGUCUUCUUAGUAGCUUGGAUGUGUAUAAAGCAAAGGUAGCAGAAGUUAGUGACACUCAAGUCCAAAAUCCCCCCCUAGAUGGGGUUGCUGUUUUUCAAGAUGGAUCUGUGAUGGUUGAGCGCACUGAUAUUAAUGAUGCUGCUCAGGAUGAGCAUCCUCAUUCUUCUUAUGGUAAGCAAGACGGAAGGAAGCCUAUUUCUGAUGUCCUUGAAGAAAGCUCAUCGGCAGACCUGCUUGAACUUGCGGCCCCUGAUGAUUAUCAAGGGUUAGUAUCCUUCAAUGCACACUUGGAAGAGGCAGAGAGAACGUUGCAACAACUUGAAAAGGAAAUUGAACUGACUCACUACCAUUUAGCAUCCUCAAGUAAAUCUGGUGGUAAAGCGGCAACUCCAGCAGUUUCAAAACUAAUCCAAGCUUUUGAGUCGAAUUCACAACAUGAGGAACAAGAGAUGGAGGACAACAUUGUUAUUCCGGGUCAGUCAACAACAGGAGACCCUUUAUUAUCAAGCAAAAAGUUUGCUGGAACUUUAAAGGCGGUGUUGAGGCAAUUGUCCCUGGAUGCUGAACGAGCCACCUUAGCUUACAAGCGAGAGCAAGAUGGUUUGACUGCUGCUAAUGCCACAAUGAGGGACCUCAAGCUUCAAGUUGAGGCCUUGGCUGAACAAUAUGACAAUUUGGAAAUGACCAACAUUGAGCAUGAGGUUCUUCAUGAAGCUUUUAAGCAACAUAUGAGUUCGAUUGAGGAGAACAAUAUUGAACUUCAAGUUGUAUGUGAAAAAUUGAGGUGGGAGGACAGCAGUCUCAAAACACACAACUCCGAGCUCCACCGAAAACUGAAUAUUUACCAUAAGAGAAUUGAAGAACUUCAGAUUCAGUUGCAUGAGUUACAGAAGAUAUCAAAUGAGGUGGUCUCUGGUCUACCUAACCAAUUAGAAAGCUCCCAGAAGGAUAUAGCUGAAUGGGCUUUGAAAGUUGAGCAAGAAUGGAAAUUCACCUUUUCCCAGAUCGUUGAAGCAGUAGAGAGACUUGAUAACUCUGUUGGAGUCGAGCAAAGAUCCGGAGUGUCAGCUGACAGGCAUGGGUCCGUGGAUAUAAUUGGUUGGCUUGUUUCUUCUGUUGAUGCUACUGUGAAAAUGACCCGGCGGUUGAAGAAAGAAACAGAGGCUGCCACUGCUGACAGGGAAGCCACAUUCAAAAUGUUCUCUGAAGCAAACGAUAAGUAUGAUGAACUACUUGGGAAAAGCAAAUGGGCGAAUGAUAUGCUGUGCAAGUUCUAUUCUGAACUAAAGAAACUUGUUUCAGAUUCAGUGCUCACUGUACCAGAAACAGAGGCGAAUAUACAUAAUGAGGAAUUGCUUGACCACAUACAUAGUAAUAGCUAUCAAGCCCUUCUGGAGGAACUGCAAAACUGUUUGGAUGAGAGGCAGCGACUUCUUGCUGUCAACGAAGAACUUAGUUUGGAGUUGUUGAAUAAAACAAAAAAUAUUGAGGACCUCAGCAGGCAAUGUGGUGAUUUAAGUUCCAUCGAGAAACUUAUUGGAGAUCUUGAAGGUGUAGUGAGACAGAAAGAUGCUAGCAUUGACUCAGAUAUUGGUGCUGUUUCUCGUCUUCAGUCACUAAUUCAUGUCCUUUCUCAUAAGAAAGAUGCUGAUGAGCUGGGCUGCAUAUCAAGAGAACAGCAGUUGACGGAGUUGGCAGAACUUCAGGAUAAGAUAUCUCAGUUAGGUACUUUGAAACUUGAGCAUGAAAAUGAGAUCCUCAGUCUUAAAGAGCAACUAAGCCAAUCCAGGGAAGCUCUUAAUGCUGCCCAUUGCAACUUGCACGAAAAGGCAAAGGAACUUGAACAUUCAGAGCAGAGGGUGUCCUCUGUUAGAGAGAAGCUUAGCAUGGCUGUCGCCAAGGGUAAAGGAUUGGUUGUCCAGCGUGAUGGCCUCAAGCAGUCACUGGCAGAGACAUCUAGUGAAUUGGAAAGGUGCUCGCAGGAGUUAGAGUUGAAAGAUGUUAGACUGCAGGAGUUGGAAACGAAACUAAAGGCUUAUUCAGAGGCUGGUGAGCGUGCAGAAGCUCUAGAAUCAGAGCUUUCAUACAUCCGCAACUCAGCCACUGCAAUUAGAGAAUCCUUCCUGCUCAAGGACUCUGUGCUGCACAGGAUAGAAGAAAUACUGGAAGAUUUUGAUCUGCCUGAGCAUUUUUACUCAAGGGACAUAAUUGACAAGGUUGAAUGGUUAGCUCGAUCUGUGAGUGCAAAUUCUGUUCCUCUACCAGAUUGGGACCAGAAGAGUUCUGUGGGCGCUUCCCCUUCUGAUACAGGACGCUUUGUUGCUACAGAAGCCUGGAAGGAAGAGGUUCAGAUGAGCUCAAGCUCUGUGGACGACUUGAGAAGAAAAUGUGAGGACCUUCAAGGGAAGUUUUAUGGGUUGGCUGAACAGAAUGAAAUGCUGGAGCAAUCAUUAAUGGAGAGGAACCAGAUGGUGCAGAGAUGGGAGGAACUGUUGGACAGGAUUGACUUGCCAUCGUCCUUGAGAUCAUUUGAACCCGAGGAUAAAAUUGAGUGGAUGUGGAAUGCAUUUUUGGAAGCUAACCAGGAUAGGAAUUCUUUGCGCCAGAAUGUCGAUGCUCUUGAGAGCAGUUGUGGUUCUCUUACUGCAGAUUUGGAAGAUUCAAACAAGCAGAUAACAUACCUUGCUGCUGAUUUGGAGGAGUUGCAGAAGAAAAUAUCAUUUCUGGAAACAGAUCUCCAAGCAUCUAUUCAAGAGAGGGAUAAUCUCUUUAAAGAAUUGGCAGCGUUGACUCAUGAUAAUGAGAACCUUUCGGAAAAGGCAGCCAGGUUUGAACUCGAUAGUGAAAAAUGGCAUGAUGAAGUAACUGUUUUGCGGGAGAAAUUGGUUGAGAAAGAAGGUCAGGAGUAUCAAAUUCAGCAUAUUAAUGACGAGAUUGUUAGACUUCAAGAUAUUGUCUGCAACACAUUGCAGGAUCCUGGUGCAAAAGAUUUGGUUGGUGGAGGUAGUGGUACAGAGUGCUUGGAAGGGCUACUGAUGAAGCUUAUCGCGAACUAUGGGACACAUUCAAUAUUGAGCUCGUCCACUGGGAUUGUAGCUGAAGAAGAACAGGGUUCAGAAAGAGCAGAUUCAAGCUUUGUUGAAGGGAGAACUAGGGAUGCGGAAGCUACUGAGCAGUUGGAUGUUGCUCGUCUCGAGCCAGGUACUGUGGAUGAUCCUGAUGGCUCAAGCUGGGAUGCGCUAAAGAAAGAGCUGGAGGAGACUUCUAACGAACUGGGACAGGUGAAGGAAGAAAGAGAUGAGUAUAUAAGUAAGCAAGAAUCAUUGAUUUCUGAACUUGAAGCUCUUGAGAGAAAGAGGAUGGAGUUGCAAGACCUACUGACCCAGGAAGAGCAGAAAUGUGCAUCUGCAAAAGAGAAGUUAAACAUUGCAGUGAGGAAGGGGAAGUCCUUAGUGCAACAGCGGGAUUCUCUGAAACAAACCAUAGAGGAGUUGAAUAUUGAGUUGGAGCGCUUAAAAUCUGAGAUUAGACAGCAGGAGAGCACUCUUGUGAACUAUGAACAGAAGAUAACAGACUUAUCAUCUACUUAUUCUGAGCGGAUAGAGGCCCUUGAAUCGGAGACUUUGUUCUUCCAGAAUCGUUCGGCUGAAGCUGAGCAACUUUUGCAUGAACGGGAGCAAAGCUUAGCUAGGGUUGUGGAUAUUCUGGGCAACAUUGAUCUUGGUGAUGAAGUGGCUAACACUAGUAGUCCAUUUGAGAAAUUGGAACACAUAAGGAAACUGUAUCAAGAUAUGCAUGCAGCUCUUGCUUCCUCACAGCAGGAGUCUGCAAAAUCUAGAAGAGCAUCAGAGCUUCUGCUUGCAGAGCUGAAUGAGGUCCAAGAGAGGAACGAUGUCCUUCAAGAAGAGCUAUCAAGGGCUAACUUUGAGCUUUCGGAGCUGUCUAGGGCCAGAGAUCUAGCCGAGGCUGCCAAAUCUGAGGCUGUAUCACGUAUCCAAGAGUUAUCCAUAAUACAGUCUGAUAAGAAAAAGAAACAAAAUGCUGAGCUUACGGUUUUGAUAUCUUCCACUGAUCAACUAAGGAAGAUCUUUUCUGAUGUCAAUAAUAUAAUUGUUGGUCAUCUCUCCAAGGAUAUAGAGUUUAUUCAAAAUCUUGAUGCUGGUGUGGAGUCAUUUCUACAAAAAACAGAAGCCGAUGAUUUGCCUCGGGCGCCUUUCUUCAGUAAUCCUGACAACAAGGACAUGUCUCUAGCCGUGGAGCCUUUUUCAGAAGCCAUCAUGCAAGACAAUUUUGAUGAUAGCAUUUCUUUUCAUGGAGUUUGUAGUUCGGUACAAGAAUGCAUGAAUGAAAUUGUAGCUCUCAAAAAGUUGAUUCAGGACCACUCUCUUGCAGCACUUGAGGAAGCCGACAAAUUGUGCAAACGGAUCCAUACUGUUCACAGGGAAAUAAGUCAUGAUAGAGAGUCUUCUCAAACUUUGAAGAGAGAUGUUGAAUACCUAGAGUCAAUUGUAAAACAGAAGGAAAGUGAAGCUGCUGCAUCGCACAAGAAUCUUCUUUUCCUUUAUGAAACAUGUCUCAGUUCACUGAAGGAAAUAGGAACUAGGAAAGCUGAAAGCACUUUGGCUCCUGGAAAUUUCUUGGGUCAAGAACUUCUGGAUGUUGGACUUCCUGUAAGUGGGAAGAUUAAUUCUUUGUCAGAGGAGCAUAUCAGGAGUAUAUCAGAAAGGAUGAUGAACGCCGUGAAGGACUUCAUCAGUCUAAACAGUGAGACUGUUGAGGGUGAUAGAAAGGAAAUGAGGAUGACCAUAACAAGCUUGCAGAGGGAGCUUCAAGAGAAGGAUAUUCAGAGAGAGAGGAUAUGCAUGGAACUUGCUGGCCAAAUUAAGGAAGCAGAAGCUGUUGCAACCAGACACUCUCUUGAUCUUCAAGCGUCCAAAGCUCGUCUAAUAUAUCUGGAGAAACAGGUAGAGCUUGCAAUGGAAGAGAGGAAUUCGUUGGAACAGCAGCGAGCAAAUGAAAUUGAAGAUGAACGAAAAAUUUCGACGGACUUGAAUGAGAAGAUCAGCUUACUAUCUGAUACAGUUGCUGCUAAAGACCAAGAAAUAGAAGCAUUAACCCAAGCUCUUGAUGAAGAAGAGGCUCAGAUGGAGGAUUUAACGCGCAAGUGUGAGGAACAAGAAAAAGCUUUGCAGCAGAAGAAUUUGGAGAUUGAGAAUCUUGAAUCCUCUCGUGGGAAGGUUUUGAAGAAGCUUUCAAUAACCAUGAGCAAGUUUGACGAGCUUCAUCGUUUCUCUGAAGGUCUACUUGCCGAGAUAGAAAAGCUUCAGUCCCAGUUGCAAGAUCGUGAUGGUGACGUCUCGUUCUUAAGGCAAGAGGUCACUAGAUGUACCAACGACGUUCUUGUUGCAUCUCAGACAAGCGACAAAAGAAAUGUGGAUGAUGAGAUUCAUCAGUUCUUCCUUUGGCUGGACAAUCUGGUUCCUCAAAGUAGGAAGGAAGAUGUGAAUGUUGGCGACAAUGCUGGGUUUCACGAGUACAAAGAAGCAAUUCAGAAGAAGAUUGCUUCUUUUGUGUCUGAACUGGAGGAUCAACGGGUAGCUGCUCAGACAACUGAUACUUUACUACAAUUAGAGCGGAAUAAAGUUGAGGAUUUACUGCAGCGGGAAGAAGUUCUGGAAAAAUCACUACAUGAGAAGGAAUCCCAGUUAAAUAUGCUUGAAGGUGGUGGAGAAGUUAGAGGGUCAACUGCUUCUGCCACUGAGAUUCUUGAAACUGAACCCUUGAUAAACAAAUGGACGGUGGCCGGGCCAUCUACUACAUCUCAAGUUCGAAGCUUGCGGAAAGCAAACAACGAUCAAGUUGCCAUUGCUAUCGAUAUGGACCAAGGAGGCAGUGAUCGAUUAGAAGAUGAAGAUGACGAUAAAGUUCAUGGUUUCAAGUCGCUUACCACAUCUAGGAUCGUCCCCAGAUUCACAAGGCCCGUCUCUGACGUGAUUGAUGGUCUAUGGGUUUCAUGUGACCGAGCUCUCAUGCGGCAACCUGCCUUCCGGCUUGGGAUCAUGAUGUACUGGGCUGUAAUGCAUCUACUACUCGUAGCUUUCGUUUUCUGAUGAGGGCCCAAAAUCCGGUUAGUGUUUCUUCCGUUCAUUUCCCCUUCAACUAGCUCAGCAACCGUUGUAAGAGCAACGCCACCUUACGUGUUGCAGAAUGCAUGCUGCAGAUUCAAGCUCUGUUGUGAAAAUGGCUCGGAAUAUUUUGGCGUGGUUUCCCCCCUUUCUUUUUUUUGUUGCGGCGGGGAUGAGGUCCGAGCACGCCUUAAUACUUAGAUCAGUAGAAGACAGUAAACUUAGAACACAAAUACUGCUCUCAUUGCCAUUGAUUCAUUACAUUACUAGUUGUGCUCUCAACCCUCACAACUGAGAGAUACCUGGAAAAGUCUCAGAUUCUAGGGUUUGUCCAAUAAAGACUGAAAAUAGGAAAAGAGGGUUUCUUCUUGUUAUACAACUUCCAUUUGGGAAAUUGGUAUAGACCAAUACAUACACCUCUUGAGCGCAUGUACAUUGUAAAAUCUCAAUUUAGUUAAUAUUUUUGCCAUUUUUUU
This is a messenger RNA of Linum tenue, 9695 nucleotides long. The record is from the annotation of a GenBank genome assembly. NCBI's taxonomy places the organism in Eukaryota, Viridiplantae, Streptophyta, Magnoliopsida, Malpighiales, Linaceae.